Cylicocyclus nassatus is the source of this 474-nucleotide messenger RNA. NCBI's taxonomy places the organism in Eukaryota, Metazoa, Nematoda, Chromadorea, Rhabditida, Strongylidae. The record is from the annotation of a GenBank genome assembly.
AUGUUUAGAGUACAAAGAAUGGAAGCAGAAAGCGUGUCAAGAAGUGUUUUGUCUGAAAUAGAACAGGACUUUGGAGCAAUCGUCUUUCCGAGAAGAACGAAGAUCAGAUACAAAGAAAGUGUCACUAUUCUUCGUGGCAAUCAUGAGUCUCGACAAAUUACUCAGGUUUACGGGUUCUAUGACGAGUGCCUACGCAAGUAUGGUAAUUCGAAUGUAUGGAAAUGCUUCACCGAUCUUUUUGACGGUUCCCCCCUCACCGCUCUUGUGGAUGGUCAAAUAUUUUGCCUCCACGGUGGUUUAUCCCCAUCGAUCGACACCCUCGAUCACAUAAGAGCUCUCGAUCGUAUACAGGAAGUUCCGCAUGAAGGCCCUAGGUGCGAUCUCUUGUGAUCUGACCCCGAUGACCGCAAAGGCUGGGGAAUCUCCCCACGUGGUGCUGGCUAUACUUUCGGUCAGGAUAUUUCCGAGACUUUC